Wasmannia auropunctata (little fire ant) is the source of this 2694-nucleotide messenger RNA. Its product is annotated as xylulose kinase. The coding region runs from base 492 to 1907 and encodes 471 amino acids. The transcript has 12 exons. Gene Ontology annotation, molecular function: D-xylulokinase activity. Gene Ontology annotation, cellular component: cytosol. Gene Ontology annotation, biological process: xylulose metabolic process; D-xylose metabolic process. The record is from RefSeq and is a predicted model, not a curated record. Lineage: Eukaryota; Metazoa; Arthropoda; Insecta; Hymenoptera; Formicidae.
CCGGUGUUAUGCGGUUUCGAAGUAUAUGUAUGUCAAUACGGCGCGGCUGUUUCGUAAUUAAGGUAUUCUACGCAGGAAACACGCGAGCGAGUCGAAAGAGGAGGUCGCGAGGCGCUCUGACGUCCCCGCGAGGGGUCGUCAUUAUUAUCUAAUAGCGCGAUAACACACGAGCCUGUGUCGGCAGAUAAAGCGGGCAGCACGAAAGAGGAAAGACGUAAUCUGCGAAAGCGGCACAAAAAUGCGACGAGAUAGAAAUAUUAUGGCCGAUAAUUAACAUCGCAGGACGCUAAGUAACGACGUAAAAAUCCGCGCGCACCGCGGAAUACGAGCAUCAAUAAAGCGCACCGCUGAAAGCAGUGGUGAUUGACGACAAUCUAGCCGUUCUUCACGAGACCAGCGUGCAAUUCGACAAUGAUCUGCCGGAAUUUAGAACUUACGGCGGGGUCAUACGGAAGAAGGAGGAGUCGCAUGUCGUGGUGGUGCCUUCUUUGAUGUGGGUUAAGGCCUUAGACAUGAUACUAGAUAAACUGCGCGUCUGCGGCGUCGACUUUAGCAAAGUAGCGGCCAUAUCCGGUUGCGCGCAGCAACACGGCACGGUCUAUUGGGGCAAGGGCAGCCGGGGAAGGCUGCAGCGUUUGGACCCGAUAAAAUUCUUGCACGAACAAUUCGCUACGUCGUUUUCCGUGACUCACUCGCCCGUAUGGAUGGAUUCCAGCACGUCGAAAGAGUGCAGCGUUUUGGAGGAGAUCGUGGGUGGCCCGCACAAAUUAGCGGAAAUAACGGGUUCACGGGCGUACGAGAGAUUCUCGGGACCGCAAAUAGCGAAAAUAGCACGCACGAAGCCGGAAGCCUACUGCAGCACUGAGAGAAUCUCUUUGGUGAGCAGCUUCAUCGCCUCCUUGUUUCUGGGCGAUUACGCGCCUAUAGAUUGGUCGGACGGCUCGGGUAUGAACCUGUUAAAUAUCCGUACGAAAGACUGGGAUGACAUGUUGUUGGAGACCUGCGCGUCCGGGCUGAGGGAGAAACUAGGCGAGCCUGUUUCGUCCUACAGCGAUAUCGGUCCUGUAUCACCUUACUUCGUGGAAAGAUUCGGUUUUAACGAAGAAUGUAGGGUAAUCGCGUUCACCGGGGACAAUCCUGGCUCCUUAAUAGGUAUGAGACUGAAGGAAGGUGAUAUCGCAUGCAGUUUGGGCACAAGCGACACCUUAAUCCUGUGGCUGAACGAACCCAAGACCAUAAUGGACGGUCACAUACUGUGCAAUCCAGUAGAUGAUCAGGCUUACAUGGCGUUACUCACCUUUAAAAACGGUUCCCUGACGCGCGAAAGGAUACGGAACGAUGCCGCGCAAGGUAGCUGGCAGAUAUUCAACGAAUUAUUGGAGAGUACACCGCGAGGAAAUUUUGGCAAUUUCGCCGUAUAUUUCGAUACGCAAGAGAUCCUACCUUUCGCCAUUGGAGAUUAUAGAUAUAACAAAGCCAACGACGAGAUCUCGCGAUACAGUUCGAAGGAAGUGGAAGUGAGAGCGCUGAUCGAGGGUCAAUUUGUCGCAAAGAGAGCGUACGCCGAAGACUUUGGAUUUGUCGUUGGACCUAAUACUCGGAUAAUUGCAACGGGAGGUGCAUCUGUAAAUAAAGCUAUACUGCAAGUGCUUUCCGACGUAUUUAAUUCGCCUGUGUACAUCUUGGAAGCAGCUAAUUCGGCAAUGAUGGGUGCGGCAUAUCAAGCGAAACAUGGUCUAACGCGAAAUAGUUGCAGCUUCGAUGAAAUUACACGCUGCUUACCAGAAAUGACGCUGGUAUGUCAGCCUUACGAUGACGCCGAAUCGAUUUACAAACCCAUGACCAUACGUUAUCGCAAAAUCGUAGACCGGAUAUUGAAGAAGAGGAGCGAACAGAAACAUAUAUAAAUUUUGUACAUAACAAAAUGUUCUAAAAAGACCUCUUAUACACGAUUCUCAAAGUAAAUACGAAACGACAAAUUUGUGCUUUUUGAGAGAAUUUUUCUAUAUAUAUUUUUAAAUUAUUUAGAAUGUUGAAUUUUAUACGCACAAUGUGCUUUUUUGUAUUUUAAAAGCAUUUUAUAUAUGGGUGAGAAUCUCUCUCGUGCAAUAUUAUGUACGAAUGUGUAAAAAUGUCUCUAAUCCUCAGCUUUAAUUGAUAUUGUAAAUAAUUAUCACGCAUUUUUAUUUUUCUAAAGCUUUAAAAAUAAAAACGAUUAUUCUAAUACAAAGGGAUUGUGGAGAUAAAGAGAUAUAUACGUCUUUCUCUCAUCUUGAAAUAAUCUUGAAACAUCUCGAAAUAAUUUAUAAAUUAUAUCCUUGAUGGAUUAUUCUAAUAAUCUAAUAUACAAAGCGAUCGUAGAGAGAACGAGAUGUAUCCGUGAAAUAAUUUAUAAAUUAUUUUCAUUUUGUAGUUUUAAUAAUUAACGAUAUACUCAACUAAAUUCGAGUAAAUAUUGUUACACAUAAACUGACGUAUAUAUAUAUGCGAUGCAAAAGUACUCAAGCUUGGAUUACAACAAAAAAAAUCAUUUAACGUAAUAUUUAUUAAAAUAUAAAUUAUAAUUGUUAUAUGUUAUUACGCUUGAUGGAUGCUUGAAUAAAUGCAAUGUAUAUUUUGAUCAUAUAUUUAUAUACCUCAAAAUUAUAGCGAUAAAAUUGUUGAGGCUUUGAUAUAAUAUAUCAUAAUUAUAAU